Molecule: messenger RNA, 3689 nt
Organism: Cottoperca gobio
Lineage: Eukaryota; Metazoa; Chordata; Actinopteri; Perciformes; Bovichtidae
Product: poly(ADP-ribose) glycohydrolase
Exons: 17
Coding region: 966-2918 (650 amino acids)
Biological process (GO): carbohydrate metabolic process; ATP generation from poly-ADP-D-ribose; nucleotide-sugar metabolic process
Cellular component (GO): cytoplasm; nucleus
Molecular function (GO): poly(ADP-ribose) glycohydrolase activity
Source: RefSeq, a predicted model, not a curated record
UCUAUAAAUUGCAACGUCACUCGCGUGCGGAAGUGAUUUGGUGUUGAACAACGGCAUUGUUUGUAGCAAUGUUCAGUGCGUUUAACAUGAACUAAAUAACAAUAAAUGUGCUUAUAGUUUACGUCGAAGCUUUUUCUAAUAGAAAGCUACCACUCCACACUACCCAGUUCAAGUGUCUGACGCUAAUCUUAAUCAUUGUUAAGUUGUUUUAACAACCCGUUGUAGUACAAAGCUAGUUAGCAUGUAAGGUAAGUGUUAGCUAAUAAGCUAUGGUUUGUUGACAGUCGUUUGUUGACAGUCUGUCAAUCUAGGUUUGGACUGCAACUAACUAACUACGACCAAAGGAAAAAGUCUGAAUACUAUUAAAAUGCAAAACAGCAUUUUCCUGUACCAUUAAGUACUUAAACGUAUUAGUUAGGAAACCUCACUUAGUCAAUAAACCACAUAGCAACACGGAUGAUUACGUUCCUUAAAUUGACUAAAGCCCCGGUUAAUCUAUUUGCUUUCUUGAAAUAGAUUGCGUUAUGUAUGGCUGCAUACCGUAUUUUAAGAUAUGCUCACCUAUUGACGAAAGGAUUGCCUACGAAACAAGUCUGGACAAAACCAAAUAAUACCUCAAUCGUGGUGUCUGCUCAAGUUGUAUUAAUGACAGCACUGACCGACUUUGAACCUUUAGCAAAGACACUCAGAGUUGAAAUCAGUGCACCUAAGCCCCCGUCUUCUCUCACAGAGCAGAAAUAAUGACACAGUAGAUCAAGAAAGGAGGCAAAGCAACACAGACGGAAAGAUGGAUAUACAGGCCAAAGAUUGGAGCAGAUGGUUUGCGAGGUGUAAAGACGAAAGGUAACCAUCAAAGAAUCGGCCCUAGACGACAACAGAAAUUAAGAAAUACUCUUGAGAGAUGGUUGGUUAAGCCCCAAAAAAACCCAAGUACAUCUGUGUGCCAAACCCAAGAGGAUGUAGAGAUGGCAGAUGACAGUAGCUUUCAAAGCACUUCAGCUCAGGUUCUGGCCUGUACAAAUGCUGAAAAGCCUGAUAUCUCUGACUCUGAUGAAGAAACCCAACCCUUGACCCCACAAGACCUGGAUGAAGACAAUCCUGUGUCACCAGCCUUCGAGGAUUUUGCAGAGAGUGAGUUUUUGCAGACACUGUCCCACAAUUAUGUUGGAUUAGAGAAAGAAGAAGUGGAGAGAUACUCGGCAGGCUCAGAGGACUCUGUCAAACACAAUACCAAAAUAACAGACUUCUUUUCUGGGAGCGCAUCUUCAGAUAAGCCUCCAGAGAAACAAGAUGCAGACAAGGACAAGUCUAAUGUCAAAUGGCUGGGGACACCAAUCAAUGAGCUAAAGAGAAUGCCUGAAUGUGGCGGACCGCUUCCACCGCUGAGGGAUGUUCCCGGCCAGCACACUGUGAUGAUAAGGACAGACCUUCUUCAGAAUGGUAAAGUUCCUGUUCCAUAUCCUGUUGAGUUUAAGGAUACCUGGGAUGAUGUCCAUGUCAAAAUGCCCUGUUCCAGUUGGAAUCUGUUUCCUGUACAUGAUGAGGAAACGCAAGAACGGCAAAAUAAGAGUCGGUGGGAGUUGAUCAAGGAAACUUUUAACAACAAAUUAACAUGUCAACCCGAGCUGAAGAACGCCAUUUUGAAAUACAGUUCCUCACAGGCAAAGAAAUGGGACUUCACCGCAUUACGUCUCUACUGCACCAAGGUCCUGGAGCCUGAUGCUGCUGAACAUCUGUUUGACUCCCUGCUGCCAGACAUGGUGCAAUUAGCACUGAGAGCAUCUGAGCUCUGUACCAAGCCGAUACCCCUCCUCAAGGAAGGCAUGAGCCACUCCAUCACCAUGUCUCAGGAGCAGGUGGCAUGUCUGCUCGCCAACGCCUUCUUCUGCACCUUCCCCCGACGCAACUCCAGAAGGACUGAGUACACCAACUACCCAGGCAUCAACUUCUUCAGGCUGUUUGAGGGGCCUUCUUCAAGCAAGAUUGAGAAACUGAAAACCCUGAUGUGCUAUUUCAAAAGUUUCAGUGAACAAAAGCCUACUGGACUUGUAACAUUCACACGAAAAAGCUUGGAUAAACCUCUGAAUUGGAAAAGCUCUCAGGCGCAGCUCACAAAGCUCCACAUUACUUCUGAAGGGACCAUCGAGGAUGAUGGUUAUGGAAUGCUUCAGGUGGAUUUUGCCAAUCAGUUUGUGGGAGGAGGAGUCACCAGUUCUGGUCUAGUCCAAGAGGAAAUCCGUUUUCUGAUCAACCCCGAGCUUAUUGUUUCUCGCCUCUUCACUGAAGCCCUGGAUCACAAUGAAUGUCUGAUCAUCACAGGUACACAGCAGUACAGUAAAUACACAGGCUAUUCUCGGACCUACCAGUGGGCUGGCAGCCACCAGGACAAAACUCCAAGAGAUGGCUGGCAGAGAAGAUGCACAGAGAUUGUGGCCAUCGAUGCGCUGCAGUUCAAGAACUUUCUUGAACAGUUUCGCCCCGAUAGACUCAACCGAGAACUCAACAAGGCCUACUGUGGCUUUGCUCGCCCUGAAGAACAAAACCGAAACCUUUCCGCAGUGGCUACAGGGAACUGGGGCUGUGGGGUUUUUGGAGGUGACACGCAUCUGAAAGCUCUGCUCCAGAUGCUGGCAGCUGCCGAGGCGGGCCGAGAUGUGGCCUAUUUCACCUUUGGUGACAGCAAGCUCAUGACAGAUGUCCACAAGAUGCAUUCUUUCCUAACUCGGAGGAAGAUCAGUGUCGGGCAGGUGUAUGAUCUCCUGGGGCAGUACUACAGCUCAGUGUGCAAGAGCUGCCUUGGUCGACGACCUGACAUCAGCCUCUACUCCUUCAUCUACCAACAGUUCAGCUCCUCCCUGGCGCCAGAUGACUCCGACAGUGGCUCGGCCAGACAUCACGUCCCCGCAGACUGCCGUUAAGGUCAACGUGGCUGAUGAGUCACCGUGCCUUAUCUUCGGGAAACGAAACAAAACCGAAUUAAAACAUUUGCCUUUUUUUUUCUUUAGCUUUAUUACUUUUGUAAGAGAAACUUGAUUUAACAGUGGUGGAUUUACAAAAUGUGGUCGCCACCAUUGGCAGCCAAAAAUGACAAUCUAGCAUGCAGAUCCUCAAACACCACUGAAGUGCAGAGGGUGAUUAGUUACGACCCUGUCUGGCGCUGUGUUCAUUUUGCUGCUGCUGGUAAUACGCCGAUGGAUUGAGCUUCAAUACGACGCAGUUGUGAUUUUAAUGGCGAAGCAAAGGUUGCCAUCCAUCUUCUGAGUUUGUCAUGUUGCCUUUUUUACACCCACACAUAUCCAGCCUAAUUGAAUUGGCUGUCAGAAAUCAAGUUAAAGGAAAAGAAUAACAAGAACGGGGUUUAGAAAGCUUGGAGCAGUCUCAGGAAAGCGGUUUGAUUUAAAGAGCUCUUUGGGAAAUAAUAUUGUACAUUCUGCAUUUACAGUAACGUUUUACUUUUACUACAUUUUUGGGGUUCUUAGCUGUAUGGAAUAUAAACUCCAAAUUACCAACAGUUGCACUUAGUAUAUUCAUUUAGAUUUUUUUUUCUUUCUCCAUUUCAAAGAUGAUUUGACUGUGAAUCUGUUAUUUGUAGACCUUCUUAAUAAUUGCUGUAUAGCUGCACUUGAGUUUAUUUUUUUCUGACAGAUUUUGUAUUUCAAACAGCCUAAAUAAAAUCUGUUUAAAGUGAA